This is a messenger RNA of Daphnia carinata, 971 nucleotides long. Its product is annotated as ras-related protein Rab-7L1-like. The transcript has 7 exons. NCBI's taxonomy places the organism in Eukaryota, Metazoa, Arthropoda, Branchiopoda, Diplostraca, Daphniidae. Gene Ontology annotation, cellular component: Golgi apparatus; vesicle; trans-Golgi network. The record is from RefSeq and is a predicted model, not a curated record. Gene Ontology annotation, molecular function: GTP binding; GTPase activity. Gene Ontology annotation, biological process: vesicle-mediated transport. The coding region runs from base 129 to 824 and encodes 231 amino acids.
AAAUAGCAGAAUGAUGCUACGCUUCUUAGAGUUCGACUAGGUUAAUCGGCUUAUAAAUAGGCAGUGCGCUUACGGACUCAGUGAAAAUGCCUGCACGCUCUAUUCUUUCAGUUUCAUGCCAAUAGAACAUGGCACAAAUAACGGCUGUAAAACCUCCCGAUCGGAAACUCUUAACAGAAUACAACAGAGCAACCGAGAAACUCUUCAAAGUGAUUAUAAUUGGAGAUCCAGGGGCGGGGAAAACUUCGUUCAUACGCCGUUACGUUCAAAAUGCUUUCCGAGGGGACUAUAAAGCUACAAUAGGUGUGGACUUUGCCUUGAAAAUCGUAAGAUGGUCAGAGAAUCAAACCAUCAAGUUGCAGCUGUGGGACAUAGCAGGGCAAGAAAGAUUUACAUGGAUGACACGCGUAUAUUACAAAGAAGCUCAAGGUUGCAUUAUUAUGUUCGAUUUGACCAGUCGCAACUCGUUCAAAAAUGCGGUUAAAUGGAAGAAAGAUGUUGAUUCGAAAUGCUUUUUAGAGGAUGGUGCCCCAGUGCCAUGCAUGUUACUCGCCAACAAAUGUGAUUUACAGCAAAGGGAGGUGGACCAAUGGGAGAUCGAAACUCUUUGUCGGGAACAAGGCUUUAUUGGAUGGACAGAGACAUCUGCGAAAGACGACCUGAUGGUUGGUGACUGCAUGCGAUUCUUGAUCGAAAUCAUGAUGAAAUAUAAUCGUUUCCAAACAACUGACAUCUUUGGUCCAUCUUUGAAGCUUGGUAAACGAACAAUCGAAGAAACCAAUGGGACUGUAAACCAAAAAGCAAGUUCUUCUUGCAGAUGCUAACCUUCGACAACAAUUUAUUACCAGAUUUCACCGUUUUUGUUGGCUUUAUUUUUUCGUACAUUGAAACCUAUUGAUAUAAUUCUAGCAAUACGCGAACAGCAUUUCCGUGAAAAUAAAAUGUUUCUUAAUUUUUGUUUGGUUCGUGUC